Molecule: messenger RNA, 3950 nt
Organism: Vitrella brassicaformis
Lineage: Eukaryota; Vitrellaceae
Source: the annotation of a GenBank genome assembly
CAGACAACAGGUUGAGGUGCCAAAACGGUGCGUUGACUGAUGGCUGGCACCUCUGUCUGCUAUGGACUGUCCAUACGUCCGAUGGCUGUCUGUCUGUCUUUUUUCUUCCUUCCUCCUUGGCCUCAUUGCAUGAGUGCAGGCCGUGUCAGUCGAGUCCCCGCUUGCGAAACGUGGUGCGGGAGCUGCGCCGUUCCACGCAUCCCAAACGAGAUCAUCAACAACACGACGCGCAGCGCACGCAGCCGAGGCAGACACAGCAUCAAGAUGCUCGCAAAGCGGGCAGCAGAGAGCUUCCUCCUUCCCCUCUUUCUCAGUCCGUCGCGCACCCACCCAGGCACCCGCAAUGCGCAUCCCUUGACCCACACGAAAAAGCUUGAGGGCAGCAGCGACGAGAAACACCCAUCCAUCCAUCCAUCAAACAGACACACGCACACACGGGGGGCCGCUGAAUUCACCUGGACAACAAAUGCCCUCAAACCUAACCAAAGCCUGAGCCCUGAGCCCCUGAUCUGACACCCACCCCACCACCCUCCCUCACUCCCUCCCUGCCUCAAUUCUUCCUUCUGUCCUUGCUGCUUAGACACAAAUCGCAGAGGACUGCUUAGACUGCGGGGGAGGGGCUUGUGUGAGCUUCAAUUACUGAAUCACCAUCCCCCCUCCGCCCCUCUGCCCCCAUCCGGAAGCACACCCACCGCUCGGACCCCACGAGUGCAUGCCCGUGCCCAUGCCCGUCUCAGGCAUCCACUCGUGGCCGUCAAAACACUCGCGGCACUCGAAGUCGUAGUGCUCCUGCUCGAGCUGCUGCUGCUGGGAAAACCACUCCUCGGCACAGGCGUACUCGUACUCAUCGACGGGAUGCGGCACGGGUGAGCCGACGGGGAGCAUGAAGACGUCCUCAGCGAUGGUGCACAUGGCCUCUGCCGGCAGGUCGCGCAGCGGCAUCUGCACCACACUGUAGCUGAACUGCUGCUGCUCCUGCUGCUCUUGGGGGGAGUGAGGGGGAGGGGUCGAAGGCAAGGCUGAGCUGCCGCCAUCACGGCAGAGGUGCGCCAUCGGGCCCUGGCCGUAGGGGUAGAAGCUCUUUUCACACAUGUAGCCCUUCUCGUACAUCUGCACGCCGUCAUCAGCCCCUCCUCCCUUGCGCAUGCCCUUGAUGCCGCCGAUGCUGCUGCUGCUGCUGCUGGGCACAAACUCCUUGGCGCUCGCGUUCAGCCGGGACUGGCACUUGGGUGUCGUCGUGUCGACGACGUGUGCCUUGCCGCUGCCGCUGCCGGUGCUGGUGCUGGUGCUGGGGGCAGGGUGCGCCACCUCCGGUCCGCGCUUGUCUGCACUGAGGGCCUUGACAGACGUCUUGGAAGCCGCCAGGGAGAAGGGUACGGGUGCUGGUGCUGAUGGUGUGGGUGUGGGUGUGGGUGUGGUGACUUCGGGUGCUGUGUUGUUGCUGCUGUUGACAGGGGGUGGUGAGGGGGGAGGUGUGGGGGGCAGGAUGGGCCGGUUGGGGUCAGGGAUGGUGCUGCGGCUGGCUAGCUUCUUGCCGCUGUCGGGGGGGCAGACGAGCCUGUGGAUGCGCUUGAACUGCAUGACACACAGACAGGUGUUGUACGACAUGCCCACGAUGGGCGUGUGCAUCUGUUCGACGUACCUGGUUCUGCGAUAGCCACGCGCUCUUCUUCCACUUGCCGUCCUCUGAGCAAUCUGCGACACACGAGAAGAAGCACACACGCCCAUGCCCAUGGCCCACACGCGGAUGCACGUGUGUGUGCGUGCGCUGGCUUACAGCUGAUGAUCCUGUCCAGAGUGGCCGUGACGUUCUGCCGCACAGCCGGCGGCAGGUCGCGCUGCAAAUCCCUCUCGAGCUCAAUUAUCAUCUGCACACACACAUACACACACACACACACGCACACACGCACCAUAGGUGCAAUGUGAACACACACUCGCGCAUCUGUCGGUCGCUCACUCACUCACCGUCCAGGUCAUCUCAUGUUCCUCCCUCUCCCUGCUCCAUACACCGCUCUCGCGACCAAACAGAUCGUCGACACGGUCCAUCAGAUGGGCACUGGUGGUGGCGUCGCCCUCGGAGCUGUCGAUGUGUGUCUUAGUGUGUGUCGGCAGCAUGAUGUCGCUGUGCAGCGUGCCGAGGGCCUGGCGCCACUCGGCAAGCUCGAGACGCCGCUCCUUGACGCGGCGCAGGUAGAUGCGGGCCUUCUCCAUCUGCAGACCAUCACACACACAUGCGGGUGUGCUUGUGUUAGGGAGGGGUGCGUGUGUGUGUGUGUGUGCGUGGGUACAUCUAAUUUCAUGUUGGGGUAGAGCGAGUCGAUCUUGGCGUCGCCGUUCGGGAAAUGCUCCAGACAGAGGUCCUCCAACUUGCUGCAGUGCACGACCAACGACCAAGCACCCACACAGAACCAACCCCAGCUGCACUGCACUCCCUGUCCCUCUCCGAUGGUCCAGCCAUGUCAUGUGUUGUACCUAGAGAUGUUGAGUGCGCAUCCCACGGCAGCGUUGUUGGCGCAGUGGAAGAUGGAGGGGUGGAUAUCGCCGAGGCGCCAGCGGGGAAAGGCCACGUCCAGCGACCUCAGACACGACCUCACGCGAUUCGAAUACUCUACCUGCACCACAAGGCAGCAGGACAAACCACACAGGGGCCAUAGAUGCGCGUGUUGGUUGGUGGCACAUGCGGGUGUUGGCGUCAUGGCGUCACCUUCUCCCUCUUGGCGGCUUCCUCCUCGACGGUCCGCGCCUGCCGAAUGCGCGCCAGCAUCCCGCUCAGCACGUCUGCCUGCUGCUGCGUGAUCCACCGCCGCUCCGCCCCUCUGCUGUCGUCGUGUGUGCGCGAGUUGAGCGCCGCCUCGAGCACACGGAUGGUGCGCUCCUUGAGGUACUGUGGCGGCUUGGUGAACCACGGAGCAUCGCCCAACGCAGCCAGCGACUGCACACAUACAAGACACUCAUGUGACAUCAGUCAGUGUCGAUGUGGUGUUGUUGCAGGCACCCACCCACUCACUGACCUCGAAGAGUUUCAGCCGCUCUGCGUCGGUCUUCUUGUAUAUCUCGUCAGUGUGGGCGAAGAAAGUCUCGAGCAGCAGGCCCUGGCCGUGCUUCUUGGGGGCGGAGAUCAGAUCGUCAAACACCGCACUCAACUUCCAGAUACACCACACACAGACACACACACACAGAGAGAGAGAGAGAGAUGGGGAUGUGUAUACAGCGCGAUAUAUGUGUGUGUCUGCCCAGUGUGCACAUCGAUGUCGCCCACACUGACCAGUUUGCGGAAGUCGGGUGACUCCUGUGAGGCCGAGGGGGGUCGGCGUGUCGAGGACGGACAGGCCGGCCUCUUGCACGGAUCACGACCACGACCCAGAAACCGCAGCGCGAUACGAACCUGCCACACACAACGCACACACACAGGUGAACGAAACAGCAAGGAAAACCCUUCACAGGCCCACUGACGUCUUCGCGCAGGUCGCUAUCGAGAGGGUCCUCCUGGUGUGCCGCCAACACGCGCUCCCGCCACUGCAGGAGGUUGACGAGGUGCCGCCUCAGAGCAGUGCCGCGCUCACACAACGCCACGGCAGCCUGCUCCGUCCGCCACUGCGGAUGCAGCUUCGUCACACCCGCCAGGAUGCCCUUCAGCUUGUCAUUGAACUUGUCACGGUACCGCUCCGCGCACUGCGACGUGCACUGCGUGUGAGCCUGUGACACAACAACACGGCGACGAUGCUGCAAAUGGAGCUUUUGGCCGCUUCUUUGGUGAGUGUGUUGACUGACCUUCGAUUCCCCGCCUGAGCAGCUGUUUGCAGCGGGCGAUGCCUGCCGCUCGUGGCGAGGAGGGAUGGCAGUCUUGGGUUUGGCUGAGGCCAUGUCCCCUCUGCCUCUAUCCUCCUUCAUACCCGAAGGAAGAGCCAUCAUCAAAACGACGCAAGAGAGGUUUUCUCGCUGAGGUCGUU